AUGCCAGACCGAUUCACUACCGCGCUGCAGGCAAACAAGGAGUGGGCUGCCAGAACUGCCCUGGAACAUCCGGACCUGUUCCCCACGCUUGCCAAUGGCCAGUCCCCCGAAAUUCUCUGGAUCGGCUGCUCCGAUUCUCGAUGCCCUGAGACGGUCGUUCUCGGACUAAAGCCUGGCGAUGUCUUUGUCCAUCGGAAUAUCGCCAAUAUCUUGCACGCCGGCGAUCUCAGCUCGAGUGCAGUCAUUGAAUAUGCCGUCCGUCAUCUGCGGGUCAACCACAUCGUGCUCUCCGGCCACACCAAGUGUGGUGGUAUCGCAGCUGCCCUUGGUAACAAGCAACUCGGUAUCCUGGAUCCCUGGCUGUUGCCUCUGCGCCAGAUCCGUGAGCAGAACCUUGCUGAGUUGCAGACAUUGUCACCGGAGGAUGCGACCGUCAGGAUGGCGGAGCUAAACGUCCGGGAAGGUGUCAAGUUAUUGAAGUCGAAGGCUGUAGUGCUUGAAGCGAUGCAAGAGCGGGGUCUCCAGGUUCACGGACUCAUUUAUGAUGUCGCCUGUGGUAUGCUCCGGGAUAUCGACACCAAGGACUCGGAGGAAGAGAUCAAGAGGAGACUAGUGGCCUUCAAGACAGAGGCUUAG
Molecule: messenger RNA, 636 nt
Organism: Aspergillus oryzae RIB40
Lineage: Eukaryota; Fungi; Ascomycota; Eurotiomycetes; Eurotiales; Aspergillaceae
Product: carbonic anhydrase
Exons: 2
Coding region: 1-636 (211 amino acids)
Biological process (GO): cellular response to oxidative stress; cellular response to carbon dioxide; carbon utilization
Cellular component (GO): cytoplasm
Molecular function (GO): zinc ion binding; carbonate dehydratase activity
Source: RefSeq, a predicted model, not a curated record